This is a messenger RNA of Staurois parvus, 339 nucleotides long. Lineage: Eukaryota; Metazoa; Chordata; Amphibia; Anura; Ranidae. The record is from the annotation of a GenBank genome assembly.
CCAGGACCCUGCAUUCACUAUAUCUGGUCUCCCACAGUACACAGAACAUGGAAAUGCAAUUAUUUUAGUAAAUAUAAAACUGCUAAAUACCUUUUCUCAUCAGCAGUAUAUAGCAGUCUUGAGACUUCUAUCAGUGUCCAGCUGAGCUUUUAGGAGGAGUUUUCAUUCUGCUCUGACUAUCCUAUGAGGCUCCAUGACACCUGGCCCUCUGUCUGGACAGUGCUGAUUGGCCCUGUGCUGAUCAAAUUCACCCUCCAAAAUAAAAAAAAAUAUCUAGCAAUACACACUAAACUGAGCAUGUGCAGAGUGACUCCUAGAGAUCUGUACUAUCAGCAGAUA